Calliphora vicina (urban bluebottle blowfly) is the source of this 454-nucleotide messenger RNA. RefSeq lists its product as uncharacterized. The coding region runs from base 17 to 382 and encodes 121 amino acids. The transcript has 2 exons. NCBI's taxonomy places the organism in Eukaryota, Metazoa, Arthropoda, Insecta, Diptera, Calliphoridae. The record is from RefSeq and is a predicted model, not a curated record.
AAUUCAAGAAAGCAACAUGAAAUUAAUUUUAUUAUUCAGCAUUGCCUUGGCAUGUAUUUGCUUAACACAAGCUGGUGUUUACACGGAACGAAAUUUUCAUGAUGACAAGCAUCCUGGCAAAUGUGUUGUCAAUGGUAAAGUGUUGACACCAGGCCAGAGUAUAAAACAUCCCACAAUGGAUUGUGCUGAAAUAACAUGUGAUAAUUCGAUUGGCAUGGCCACCAUUGAAACCUGUGAUCCCAUUUCGGCUUUAGCUUCGCCUUUAGAGCAACUCAAAGUAUACGAUCGCACAAAUCCACCUAAAUGUACAUGGGGUGAUUUUAAAAAUACUAAAGCAGAAUAUCCCAAAUGUUGUGAGCGGCAUUUCACUUGUGUGUUUUAAUUGUAGCAAUAAAAAUUAAUAGGUUGUUAUAGAAAAAUUAUAAUAAUAAUAACAAAUGAUUAAAUGAAACUC